Messenger RNA from Zonotrichia leucophrys gambelii, 1608 nucleotides. RefSeq names its product failed axon connections homolog, metaxin like GST domain containing (gene FAXC). Bases 120 to 1340 code for a protein of 406 amino acids. The record is from RefSeq and is a predicted model, not a curated record. The transcript is spliced from 6 exons. Gene Ontology annotation, cellular component: cytoplasm. Lineage: Eukaryota; Metazoa; Chordata; Aves; Passeriformes; Passerellidae.
CCCAGCGCGGCGCGGCCCUUCCCCGCCGCGGGGCCGGGCUGGGCCCGGGGGCCGGGCCGGGCAGGGCAGGGCGGGGGGCUCGGCGGCUCCGGGCGGGGGAUGCGGGUGCCGGGCGCAGGAUGCUGUGGGGGGUGGGCCUGGCGGCGCCGCGCUCCUGCGUGGCGGACCUGAGCCGCAACCGCAGCCUGUCGCUGGGCUGGUGCGCGGGGCCCGAGGAGCCGCCGCCCGCCUUCUAUGGGGGCGAGAUCGUCGCCUUCCCGCUGUCGGGCGGCGGCGGCACCAUGGCGGCGCUGGGCUCUGACUCCUGGUGGAAGAAGACGCUGUACCUGACGGGCGGAGCCCUGCUGGCCGCCGCCGCGUACCUGCUCCACGAGCUGCUGGCCAUACGGAAAGAGGAAGAGCUCGAUUCGAAGGAUGCUAUCAUACUGCAUCAGUUUUCAAGGCCUAGGAAUGGCGUUCCGAGUUUAUCCCCGUUCUGCCUGAAGAUGGAAACGUACUUGAGGAUGGCUGAUUUACCCUACCAGAACUAUUUCGAUGGAAAACUUUCUCCUCAAGGGAAAAUGCCUUGGAUUGAAUACAAUCACAAGAAAGUAUCUGGCACCGAGUUCAUUAUUGACUUUUUGGAAGAGAAACUUGGAGUGAAUUUAAAUAAACACCUUGGUCCACAUGAAAGAGCUGUUUCCAGAGCUGUGACCAAGAUGGUGGAGGAGCACCUGUACUGGACUUUAGCUUAUUGCCAGUGGGUGGAAAAUCUUCACGAGACACAGAAGAUGGUUUCGCUUUUCGGCCCCUUCAGCGACUUGCUGAAGUGGAUCUUCUGCCACCUGACCAAAGGGAUCGUGAAGCGGGAGAUGUACGGCCACGGCAUCGGGCGCUUCUCGGAGGAGGAGAUGUACACGCUGAUGGAGAAGGACAUGAGGACUCUGGCAGGGCUGCUGGGUGACAAGAAGUACAUUAUGGGAUCAACUGUUUCCACUGUUGAUGCCACUGUCUUUGGGCAUCUGGCACAGGCAAUGUGGACAUUACCAGGGACUCGACCAGAGAGGCUAAUCAAAGGUGAACUCAUUAACCUUGCUAUGUAUUGUGAAAGAAUAAGGAGGAAAUUUUGGCCAGAAUGGCACCAUGAUGAUGACAACACUCUGUAUGAAUCUGAGGAGAGCAGCGAAGCAAGCAAGACUUACUCCCCUUUGCAGGACUUCAGUUUUUAUUCAAGGACAGAAACAUUUGAUGAGGAAGGGAACAGUAUUUCCCAAACCCCUGACACAGAUUACACUGGACACUCCCUCUUUGACUCAGAUGUGGACAUGGAUGAGUACAGAGAUCAUGAACAAUGCAAGUGAUGUGUACAAGUGUCUCCCAUUGUGCAGAUAAGCUGUUUCUUGGGAUCACUCUGAUUUGUUUUCCCCUUCAGGUCAGGAAGAGGUUUAUACCACUUUGGAAGAGACCAUUUUGCUUGAUUCAGCUGUCACAUAGUGCUUGGACUAUUUCAACUGUAUUUUGUUUUGUGUAAUUGUUCAGGUGGACCAAGGUAAACACAUUUAAAACACACGUGGGCAAACCGGAGGUUUAGAGGGCAGCAGGACCUUUCAGCCUAUUUUUGUUCAUGUU